Messenger RNA from Chaetura pelagica (chimney swift), 2029 nucleotides. RefSeq names its product gamma-aminobutyric acid (GABA) A receptor, alpha 5 (gene GABRA5). Gene Ontology annotation, biological process: chloride transport; gamma-aminobutyric acid signaling pathway; regulation of postsynaptic membrane potential. The transcript has 9 exons. The record is from RefSeq and is a predicted model, not a curated record. Gene Ontology annotation, cellular component: neuron projection; GABA-A receptor complex; synapse. Gene Ontology annotation, molecular function: benzodiazepine receptor activity; inhibitory extracellular ligand-gated monoatomic ion channel activity; transmitter-gated monoatomic ion channel activity involved in regulation of postsynaptic membrane potential. The coding region runs from base 426 to 1817 and encodes 463 amino acids. Lineage: Eukaryota; Metazoa; Chordata; Aves; Apodiformes; Apodidae.
GGGAAGGAUGCGGAGGCUGCACCCAGCCCGGGCUUUGCAGGCGUGGGGAAGUUGCUGAAAUUAGGUGAAGGGUCGAAAUUGGCAGCUGGGAGGUGGUGAGUCCUUCUUGGGUUACUUACAUGACGGGCAAGUAUAAGGGGAAACUGGGCCACUAAGAAUUUUUCCUGUUUUGCAGCUCGCUGACAGCAGCAGGUGAAACGUGUCCUUGAAAGAUGUACAAUUUUACAUAAACAGCUGAUGUUUACAUAAGCCUAGAUAAGUUUGCAAAAAGCACAGACAGCAGGAGAUGCGGCGUGAGCUGAACUGGGCCGUCCUGCCGUUGGCCCCUCUCAUAACUGAUCUGUUGUCUUGUUGCAGUGCAAGAACAAGGUGAGCAGCUGCACCUCUAACCAAAGCAACCACCUGCGUUCCUCCUCUCCUCUGGGAUGGACAAUGGGAUGGUCUCUGGCUUUAUCAUGAUCAAAAACUUCUUCCUCUUCUGCAUUUCCAUGAGUUUAGCCAGCCACUUUGGCUUCUCGCAGACGCCAACAGCAUCAGGAAAAGAGGAUGCCAAUGAUAACAUCACUAUAUUCACCAGGAUCUUGGAUGGUCUGCUGGACGGCUACGACAAUCGGCUGCGCCCAGGACUGGGAGAGAGAAUCACUCAGGUGAAAACAGACAUCUACGUUACCAGUUUUGGUCCUGUCUCAGACACAGAAAUGGAAUACACAAUUGACGUGUUUUUCCGACAAAGCUGGAAAGAUGAAAGGCUGCGAUUCAAAGGCCCGAUGCAACGCCUGCCCCUCAACAACCUGCUCGCCAGCAAGAUUUGGACCCCAGACACUUUUUUCCACAAUGGCAAGAAAUCUAUUGCUCACAACAUGACCACCCCAAACAAACUGCUGCGCCUGGAGGAUGAUGGCACUCUGCUGUAUACCAUGAGAUUGACCAUCUCUGCUGAGUGUCCAAUGCAGCUUGAAGAUUUCCCCAUGGAUGCACAUGCUUGCCCAUUAAAAUUUGGAAGCUAUGCUUACCCCAAUUCUGAAGUGAUCUAUGUGUGGACUAACAGCACAACAACGUCUGUGGUGGUGGCCGAAGACGGCUCACGACUUAACCAGUACCAUUUGAUGGGACAGACUGUGGGAACUGAAAACAUCAGUACCAGUACAGGUGAAUAUACCAUUAUGACAGCCCAUUUUCAUCUGAAAAGAAAAAUUGGUUAUUUCGUCAUCCAGACGUACCUUCCUUGCAUUAUGACUGUAAUCUUAUCACAAGUGUCAUUUUGGCUAAACAGAGAAUCUGUCCCUGCUAGGACUGUCUUUGGAGUAACAACAGUCCUCACCAUGACCACCUUAAGUAUUAGUGCCCGUAACUCUUUGCCAAAAGUGGCCUACGCGACUGCAAUGGACUGGUUUAUAGCUGUCUGCUAUGCCUUUGUAUUUUCUGCAUUGAUUGAAUUUGCAACAGUCAACUAUUUUACCAAGAGGAGUUGGGCAUGGGAUGGCAAAAAAGCCCUGGAAGCUGCUAAAAUCAAGAAAAAAGAACGCCAGUUGCUGGGAAAUAAAUCAACUAAUACUUACAGCACUGGAAAGCUGACCCCUGCACCAAAUAUGCCAAAGGACUCAGCCCCAUCUGUCAUCUCAAACACUGCAUCUGCUCCAGUGAAGUCUGCAGAAGAAAAGCCUGCUGAAAGCAAAAAGACUUACAACAGCAUCAGUAAGAUUGACAAAAUGUCCCGGAUAAUUUUUCCGGUGCUGUUUGGAACUUUUAACUUAGUUUACUGGGCCACAUAUUUGAAUAGGGAGCCUGUUAUUAAAGGUGCCAGUUCUCCAAAAUAAACUGAAGGACUCUAAAGCCACAUGUGAGCCAUAUUCAAAAAGCAGAUGCUACCAAGGAAUAUUUGAGAUCCAGAUGACUUUCUACAUUUGGGCAAUAUUCUUCAGGAAGUUUUUUUGCAUGUUUAAUAAUAUGUACAAAUAAUAUUGCCUUGAUUGUUUCUACAUGUAAACUCAGAUGUUUCGGAGACUUACAGCAACAGAUCUUUCUAAAA